This is a messenger RNA of Sphenostylis stenocarpa, 897 nucleotides long. NCBI's taxonomy places the organism in Eukaryota, Viridiplantae, Streptophyta, Magnoliopsida, Fabales, Fabaceae. The record is from the annotation of a GenBank genome assembly.
AUGCCUCGCCCAGCUCCCAAACCUUACGACUGCGUCAAAAGAGCUUGGCACACUCAAAUUCACCAACCCAUAAGAGGAACGCUCAUUCAAGAAAUUUUCAGGGUUGUGAACGAGAUACAUGGCUCUUCCACUAAGAAGAAAAAAGAGUACCAAGAGAAGCUCCCCGUCGUCGUGCUCAGGGUAGAGGAAAUCAUUUACUCCAAAGCCAAUUCUGAGGUCGAAUACAUGGACCUUGGAACACUUUUGAACAGAGCAAAUGAUGCCAUCGAUACUAUAAUUCGAUGUGAUGAGCAUGCAGAAACUGGACAGUAUAUGCGACCUUGCAUCGAAGCUGCUCUGAGCUUGGGAUGCUCCCUAACAAAAUCCUCAAGGAGUCAACGCAACAACCAACGUUGUUACCUUAAUCGCAACACUGAAGAGGUUCACAAUCUCUCUCAUGAGGCGAGUGGAAGAGAUUACUCAACAAAAUUGCAAUAUGUGUAUGAGAAUGUAGCCUCAGCUAGUAAAAAGCAGUGCGUGGAACAUCAAACACCACCAAAUUGUUUUUCAGUUUAUCCUUUGUACUAUGGUAACAAUAUUAUUCAACUCGACGAGUCUCAACAUGGAUUCAAUGUUUCACAUGUAUCUGUUUCUCACACUAGUGGACCUACCCCUGUGGGUGGUGCCAAGAAUCCCCUAGCCCAUAACUUUAAUUCUUCAAGUGGGGUUUCCCAAUCACGCAUUAUCAAUGGGGAUUUUGAGAAUCCAUGCACAAGCAAGUGUGAUCUAUCAUUGAGGUUAGGACCCUUUAGCGGUGUACCAUCCCCUAGUUUUGAAAAUGGUCAGAUUCAGGAAACUGAAGUGAGAAGCAAGCUGAACUGUUCGAACCUCCCAAAGGGGGAAAAUAUGAAGCUUUAA